This is a messenger RNA of Alosa sapidissima (American shad), 1745 nucleotides long. RefSeq names its product acyl-CoA dehydrogenase short chain (gene acads). NCBI's taxonomy places the organism in Eukaryota, Metazoa, Chordata, Actinopteri, Clupeiformes, Clupeidae. The transcript is spliced from 10 exons. The record is from RefSeq and is a predicted model, not a curated record. Gene Ontology annotation, molecular function: flavin adenine dinucleotide binding. Gene Ontology annotation, biological process: fatty acid beta-oxidation using acyl-CoA dehydrogenase; butyrate catabolic process. Bases 53 to 1273 code for a protein of 406 amino acids. Gene Ontology annotation, cellular component: mitochondrion.
CUGACAUCUAGUUCUAUGGUAGUUGCACAAGCUAGCUAGUGGCAUCAUCAAGAUGGCAGCACUUUUCAAAGCACGGAAAGCGUUGGGCAUGGCAGUGGGCUGCAGCAAGCGCUACAUCACCCAGCUAGCCGAGCUGCCAGAGAUGCACCAAAUGCUCCGGCAGACAUGCCGGGAUUACGCCGACAGAGAGCUGGCUCCUAUCGCAGCUAAACUGGACAAGGAGCAUGUCUUCCCAGCCAAGCAGGUCCGGGAACUGGGCGAGAUGGGUGUCAUGUCGGUGGAGGUUCCGGAACACCUAGGCGGAGCGGGACUGGACUACCUGGCCUACGCGCUGGCCGUGGAGGAAGUCAGCAGAGGGUGCGCGUCCACUGGGGUCGUUGUCAGUGUCAACAACUCUCUGUAUAUCGGCCCCAUCCUGAAGUUUGGAACUGAGGAGCAGAAGGAGAAGUGGAUAACCCCCUUCACCACCGGGGAGAAGGUUGGCUGCUUUGCCCUUAGUGAACCAGGUAACGGCAGCGACGCAGGUGCGGCGUCCACCACGGCGCGUCAGGAGGGGGACGAGUGGGUCUUGAACGGUACCAAGGCCUGGAUCACAAACAGCUGGGACGCCUCCGCCACAGUAGUUUUCGCCACCACAGACAAGAACCUCAAACAUAAGGGAAUCAGUGCCUUCCUGAUACCCAUGCCGCACCCAGGCCUGUCGCUAGGCAAGAAGGAGGACAAGCUGGGCAUCCGGGCAUCCUCGACCGCCAACAUCAUCCUGGAGGACUGCCGCAUCCCGCUGGGCAACCUGCUGGGCAGCAGGGGCAUGGGCUUCAAGAUCGCCAUGCAAACCCUGGACAGCGGGCGGAUUGGGAUUGCAGCCCAGGCUCUGGGCAUCGCGCAGGCCGCUAUGGACUGCGCCGCAGACUACGCGCACAAGAGAAUGGCUUUUGGGGCUCCCAUUGGGAAGAUGCAGGCCAUCCAGUUUAAGCUGGCAGACAUGGCUGUGGCUCUUGAGAGCUCUCGUCUGCUCACCUGGAAGGCAGCGCUGCUAAAGGACGCCGGUAAACCCUACUCAAAGGCAGCUGCCAUGGCCAAACUGGCAGCCUCCGAAGCUGCAACUCAUAUUGCCCAUCAGUCCAUCCAGGUUCUGGGAGGGAUGGGUUACGUGUCGGACAUGCCGGCCGAGAGGCACUACCGUGACGCUCGCAUCACUGAGAUCUACGAGGGAACCAGCGAAAUUCAGAGGCUCGUCAUCGCCAACCUGGUCCUCAAAGAGUAUCAGGUGUAGGACAGAAGGACUGCAAGGGACAGGAACUUCCUGAACUAAUAAUACAAGAACUAAUGAUGUUUUUCAGAGCCUGGGUUUUGACCCCUCCCUGUACCAUUUGGUUACCUCAUUUUUCAUUGGGUCAACAAACUGCUGUCAACUGCAUUCAUAGGUCAGAGGAGAGCAGGAUUUUGAGAGAGGCGGUGCAAUUCUGGUGCCAGGUUACUUCCUGUUCAGAAUGCCUCUUCCAAGUUCUGGCAGCGGAACACCCCCAGGUUUGUCUCGGCUGCAGUUCCUUUGGUGUCCACAAGAGUUCAGCAGUCUCUCAACUCCUGUUGCUUUUUCUCCUUGUGUCUGGGACAUCUCCAUAAUGCCUCUUUGGAGAAACAAGCUCACAGUCUGUCAUGUUCUGCUUUUUCAGGACAUAAUAUAUUUGGCUGUAUAUAUGUAGGAUACAAAGUUUUUUUAAAAUAAAUUGCCGAGUGAUGAUUCA